AUCUUAAUUGCCAGAGGGCCAAUGGAUCCAACUUAUAGUUGAUAAUAUCUUAUUAUGUCCACCAAAGUCGGUUCUCAAGCCAACUGGUAUCAACUCCCUGGUUUGAGAUUAGAGGCCUGCAGUGAAUAACUGGGAGGGGGAGGAACUUAGCAACAGCAGAAAGUGUUCGGCUCCACCAAAUUAAAUAGGUCAAGUUUGAUGACUGGCAUUUUGAAGAAGCUACAAGAUCCUGAAUAUGGUUUCGUAGCAUGUUGCAUUGUGUAAAAGAUUAGAAGAUGGCUUUUUAUUCCGAAGAAGAUUCAGGUGAUGAUUACCUCUUUAAGAUUGUCUUACUUGGUGACUCGGGUGUCGGAAAGUCAAACUUGCUCGCAAGAUUUGCAAGAAACGAGUUUUACUCAAAUUCAAAGUCUACAAUAGGAGUAGAAUUUCAAACUCAGAAGAUGGAAAUUAAUGGGAAAGAAGUUAAGGCACAAAUAUGGGACACGGCUGGUCAAGAACGCUUUAGAGCUGUUACAUCUGCGUAUUACAGAGGUGCCGUUGGGGCUCUUGUGGUCUACGACAUCAGCAGGCGUCAAACGUUCGAUAGUGUUGGCAGAUGGCUUCACGAACUUCACACUCACUGCGAUAUGAAUGUAGUUACAAUACUCGUGGGCAACAAAAAGGAUCUUAAAGAUGCGAGAGAAGUUUCAACAGCCGAGGGGAAGUCAUUAGCGGAAUCAGAAACUCUAUUCUUUACGGAAACUUCAGCCCUAGAUUCCUCAAACGUAAAUGCUGCUUUUCAGACGAUUGUUAAAGAGAUUUACGACAUCUUGAGUAAGAAGGUGAUCCAAUCUCAAGAACUGAAGAAAGAUCCUUCUGUCGGUAGCAGAAAAACCGUGGUUUUGGAAGCGAACCAAGAGAAGAAGAAAGAGGAGCAACCAAAAAAGGCUGGGUGUUGUUCAUCUUAGAGAUUCAUAAAAUUAUAUAUAUAUAUAUAUAUAUAUGUGUGUGUGUGUUAUUUGGCUAUAGAUAUAUAUAGGUGAAAUUGUAUUAGAAAAUGUAAAUGGCAUCAAGAUAUUUAGAAGGGAAAAGAAAUAGAGGGUUUUGCUGUGCUCCUUUCUUUUCUUGUUGCUGCUUUAGAUUGAGGGUAGGGGGAGGG
Cynara cardunculus var. scolymus (artichoke) is the source of this 1138-nucleotide messenger RNA. RefSeq names its product ras-related protein RABA5a-like. The record is from RefSeq and is a predicted model, not a curated record. Gene Ontology annotation, molecular function: GTP binding; GTPase activity. The transcript is spliced from 4 exons. The coding region runs from base 276 to 947 and encodes 223 amino acids. NCBI's taxonomy places the organism in Eukaryota, Viridiplantae, Streptophyta, Magnoliopsida, Asterales, Asteraceae. Gene Ontology annotation, cellular component: endosome.